AUGGUGUGGCCAGAAACAAAAUCCAAACACAAACCACGUUUCACCACUGCCUUCCAGAAAAGCUUCCAGCACCUCUUGUAUGCUCCUCAUGCAGCAUCCUCCUGGAUACUAAACUCACCCCAGGCUCUUCCUUCUCACACUUUCUGCCACCACUGCCUGUGGUCUCAGGUGCCUGUGGUGUCCGGUCCCUUCUCCCCGUCCUCCGGUACAACUCCUGAACUCCUCAGUCCUGGCUGCUUAUCAUUUCCUCAGGGAAGAGGCCCUCAGGCUCAGCACCUCUCCCACCUGUGUUCUCUCCUGAUUUAA
Messenger RNA from Rangifer tarandus platyrhynchus (Svalbard reindeer), 306 nucleotides. NCBI's taxonomy places the organism in Eukaryota, Metazoa, Chordata, Mammalia, Artiodactyla, Cervidae. The record is from the annotation of a GenBank genome assembly.